Molecule: messenger RNA, 2104 nt
Organism: Callorhinchus milii (elephant shark)
Lineage: Eukaryota; Metazoa; Chordata; Chondrichthyes; Chimaeriformes; Callorhinchidae
Gene: ccnl1a
Product: cyclin L1a
Exons: 11
Coding region: 83-1684 (533 amino acids)
Biological process (GO): regulation of transcription by RNA polymerase II
Cellular component (GO): nucleus
Molecular function (GO): cyclin-dependent protein serine/threonine kinase regulator activity
Source: RefSeq, a predicted model, not a curated record
UGCGCGUGCGCCGUGUCCCGCCCGCCUUUUAGCCGUUGGCAGUCCAGUCGGAGUGUGAGGGGAAGAGAGCGAGAGAGACAAAAUGGCGGCGACGACGACGACAACGACGGGAAGCGGGUCGGCGGCGGCACCACCACCACCACCACCGACGACGACGACCACCACUGCGGUGCCACCGGCGGCGGCGGCGGCGUCAGCGGCGGCGUCGGCGGGUAACGAGGGGAUCCUGAUCGGCGACCGAGUCUACUCCGAGGUCUUCCUGACCAUCGACAACUCGCUGCUGCCCGAGGAGAAGCUGUCGCUGACCCCGUCCAUGCAGGACGGCCUGGACCUGGAGGUGGAGACCGACCUGCGCAUCCUGGGCUGCGAGCUGAUCCAGUCGGCCGGCAUCUUGCUGCGCUUGCCUCAGGUGGCCAUGGCUACGGCGCAGGUCCUCUUCCAGCGCUUCUUCUUCUCCAAGUCCUUCGUCAAGCACAGUUUCGAGAUUGUUGCUAUGGCUGGUAUCAAUCUUGCAUCGAAGAUCGAAGAAGCGCCACGCCGUGUGAGAGACGUGAUAAAUGUGUUUCACCAUUUACGCCAGCUGCGAGGCAAAAGGACUCCAGCAUCGCUGGUACUUGAUCAAAACUACAUUAACACCAAAAACCAGGUCAUCAAAGCUGAGAGGCGAGUGCUGAAGGAAUUGGGGUUUUGUGUUCAUGUAAAGCAUCCACACAAGAUCAUAUUUAUGUAUCUCCAAGUGCUUGAGUGUGAACGCAAUCCAACUCUGGUCCAAACAGCCUGGAAUUAUAUGAAUGACUGUCUCCGAACCAAUGUAUUUGUCCGGUUUAAUCCAGAAACUAUAGCUUGUGCUUGCAUCUAUCUUGCCGCUAGAGCUCUACAGAUAUUAUUGCCAAAUCGCCCUCAUUGGUUUCUGCUUUUUGGUGUAACUGAAGAAGAGAUCCAGGAUAUCUGCACCACAACAUUAAAACUUUAUACACGGAAGAAGCCUAAUUAUGAGUAUUUGGAGAAGGAAGUGGAGAAGCGAAAAGUUUCCUUGCAGGAAGCCAAGUUAAAAGCCAAAGGGCUGAAUCUUGAUGGCACGCCUGCUCUCUCUACACUGGGAGGCUUCUCUCCUGGUUCUAAACCAGCUUCACCUCGGGAAGCAAAGAUUGAGGAGAAGACACCUGCUAUGCAGGGCCUUAAAGCUAUUAAAAAAGAGUCAGAAGACCGGCAGUUGAACUCCAAAAGUCCUUACAAUGGGCUCAGAAAAGAAAACCGGAGCCAAAACAGUAGGAGCGUCAGCCACUCAAGGUCACGGACACGAUCAAGGUCACAUUCCCCGAGAAGGCACUAUAAUAGAAGAAGCAGGUCUGGGACAUACAGCUCUCGGUCAAGAAGCAGGUCCCAUAGUCGCAGUAUCUCCCCACGUCGGCAUCAUAUCCACACAUCACCCCACAUCAAAGCAAAACUGCAGCGUAAUGAAGAGAACAAGAGCUCUGCUAGGCAUGGUCACAAAAGGAAGAAAUCUCAGAGUAGAUCGCAUUCCCGCAGUAGAUCGAGGGAACACUGUGAUCCUAUAAAGAAACGCAGACAUGCCAAAGAGCACCACAGGGAUAGAAAUGAGCGAUCAAGAUCUUAUGAAAGGUCCCAUAAAGGUAAACACCACAGCAGCAGUCACUCAGGACAUGGUAGGCAUCGUCGAUGAACACUGGAGACUUGAAUUGAUAGCUAAAUGUAAAAUUACGUUCUGUUCAAUGUGUCAUGUAUGUAUGGGCUGUAUGUAAAUGACGUUUUUCAUAAGACGUUUGUUUAAAGACAAGUUCUUUAGUUUAUAUGUAAGGAUCAUUAAUGAAAAUUUGCACACUUUCAGAAAUAUAGAAACUUUAUUUGACAGUGUACAGUUAACCAUGGACAGAUUUAUGUAUGCAGAGUUUUUUGUGUUCUACAGAAAGUGAAAGGAGAUGGCUGUAGAAUUGUACCUUAUUUUUAUACAAAGAAUAUGGAAACUGGUAUAUUUAAGUAUAAGUUGGUCCUUUUGUUUAAACUGGUGAUUACUUCGUUGGACUGGUUUUUAGUCUGCAUGUGGUCAUACAUUUUUACACAAAAAUAAAGGUUUGAAAAAGAA